This is a messenger RNA of Suricata suricatta (meerkat), 1120 nucleotides long. RefSeq names its product serine--tRNA ligase, mitochondrial-like. Gene Ontology annotation, cellular component: mitochondrion. Lineage: Eukaryota; Metazoa; Chordata; Mammalia; Carnivora; Herpestidae. Gene Ontology annotation, molecular function: serine-tRNA ligase activity; ATP binding; tRNA binding. Gene Ontology annotation, biological process: mitochondrial seryl-tRNA aminoacylation. The record is from RefSeq and is a predicted model, not a curated record.
CGGGACGAAGGGUCCGUGACUCCUUGUCCCCUGUCCAAGAUGGCUGCGUCCAUGGUGCGGCGCUUGUGGCCGUUGGUGGCUGGUAGGGGUCUUCGUUCCCGGAGAGGCUGCAUCCGCAGCCAGAGCCCAAGGAGAACUUUUGCCACGGAGAGACGAGACCGGAGCCUCCUGUACGAGCAUGCGCGCGAAGGCUACAGCGCGCUCCCUCAUCUGGACAUGGAACCUCUGUGCGCAUGCCCGGAAGAGGCCGCGCGCGCCCUGGAGCUCCGCAAGGGGGAGCUGCGGCCGGAGGACCUGCCCGCGAUCAUCUCAACAUGGCAGGAGCUGAGGCAGCUGCGGGAGCAGAUCCGGAGUCUGGAGGAAGAGAAGGGCGCUGUGGCUGAGGCAGUACGGAACCUGCUGGUAAACCAGGACGGCACUCAAGUGCACCAGGACCCCCAAUAUCAGAGGCUGCGGGCCCACGGCCGGGAGAUCCGCAAGCAGCUCACGGUCCUGUACCCCAAGGAGACGGAGCUUGAGGAGCAGUUUUACCUGCGGGCACUGAGGCUGCCCAACGAGACCCACCCGGAAGUGCCCGUCGGGGACGAGAGCCAGGCCCGAGUGCUCCACGUGGUCGGAGACAAGCCAGCAUUCUCCUUCCGACCUCGGGGCCACCUGGAGAUCGCCGAGAAACUUGACAUCAUCCGGCAGAAGCGCCUGUCCCAUGUGUCCGGUCACCGCUCCUAUUACCUCCGUGGGGCUGGGGCCCUCCUGCAGCACGGCCUGGUCAACUUCACACUCAACAAGCUCGUCCACCGGGGCUUCACCCCCAUGACGGUGCCAGACCUCCUCCGGGGAGCUGUGUUUGAAGGCUGUGGGAUGACCCCAAAUGCCAACCCAUCCAAAUUUACAACAUCGACCCCUCCCGCUUUGAAGACCUCAACCUGGCUGGGACAGCAGAGGUGGGGCUUGCUGGCUACUUCAUGGACCACUCCGUGGCCUUCAGGGACCUGCCAAUCAGGAUGGUUUGUUCCAGUACCUGCUACCGGGCAGAGACACACACUGGGAAGGAGCCGUGGGGACUGUACCGGGUGCACCAUUUCACCAAGGUGGAGAUGUUUGGGGUGACGGGCCCUGGGCU